AGAUGAGCUGUACGAGUAUAAAACUGUUGUGAACUCCGCAAAGCGAGAAGCACUCCGCCCAAAUCACUCGGGAAAAGCUGUUCGGAAUUGGGAUGGAUCAGGAUGAGAGUAUAAGGAAGUCCUAUGAGGCCUUCUUGAACAGAUUCUAUCCCCCUGUACCUCUUUCCCGACAACGAGAAGUUGAGCAAGAAGCUGUGCUGCCCCAUGGUCUGGACUUGGAUGCUCUUAUUCCGGUAGCAGAUAGAGGUGAUGACGAUAACUCGGAGGAGGGAAACAGCUCAACCUCCAGCGGUGCUAGUGAGAGUGGGACUCAGAAGAAGCUAACAAGGGCUCAGAGAAAGAGGCUUCGGAAGAAGAAACUCAAGGAAGCUGCUUCCCGCCGUAGGAAAAUUAAAAUUAUUGGGCCGCUCUUGCCUUCAACUACCAGUGACUCUGUUGAUGUUCCUGAAGCUGAACCUCCUCGUCCUGGAGAAGACGACUCAAUUUCUAAAGCUAACAAUGACAACAUUUCUGAGGGAUUUGAUUCUGAAGUUCAUAACCAGGCUGAUGAACCUUGCACUUCCCGAAACAAGCUAAAGCAUAGGAGGUUGGCUAAAAGGCUCAGCCGGAAUGCAGCAAAAUGCAACAAUACAGAGAACCAUCACCAAGCUGAUUCCCAGCCCUGUAGUGAUUAUGAUAACUCUGCCCUACAACCCUGACCAGUGCUCUGCUUCAUAUACGUUCUCAAGAUCCUGCAGAAACUUGGAAGUUGCUUUUCAAAAUGAUUACAAGAAAGGAAAGGGCGGAAGAAAUGAAUGCCAAUGGACAUCACAUCGGGCCAUCAGGUCUCUACUCAACUCUCAAUGGAAACGAUGCUGAAUGCCAAAUCCUGAGGCUCCAUGUCCUGGGUCAGGACUCAGGAGAAGCAUCCUUGCCUCUGGUCCGUAUUGAUUACGAGGCCUCUCCAGCAACGGAGACAAUGCUAUUGUCCUCCGAGUUGCUAAGCAGGCAUGAUUCAUUCACCGUUCUACUGUUCCUCCAUCUUACUUGUCAAAAGGUUAAACCUUGUGGUUAGCACAGGUCCUCAGAAGGGAGCCUCUUGCAUUUCUACUUUUUUUUUAAGCAAAAAGUAUAUUAAUUAUUUAACAUUAGUACAUCAGAUCGUUCAUGUGAGCCUUGUAUAUUAUAUUUACAGACAUUAAAAGUCAAGGUGUGAGCUAAAGCAUUACUACCCCUACUUAUGAAUUGAAACUUUACGAGGUCAAAACAUCUUAACAGUGUAUGGAAAAUGUUUUGCCUAAAUUUGAUCUAUCCAUGAGUAAUUCUUGUUGGAGUCAUUAAGCUUAUCUACAAUCUCUUUGGCAUCAGAAAAAAACUGAGAUUUGUCUCGAUUGUAGAUCGCUUUAAUUCAAUAGCCUCCUGAAGCAAUAUAAACAUUUGUUGAAGCAUGCUGGAGAACAUACCCAAUGUCGGCUGUACCUGUGUUAGGGUCAUAUGAUCCAUCUGUAAAUAAAUAAAAGUAAGCAUUUUCACUUUUACGAGGAAGAUUAGAUGCUGAUGGACCAUUGAGAUGGAAAGUGUUCUCUUCAUGAGCUCCCAUAACCCUCUUGAUUUGAUUUGAGAUGUCGUGGGGUUGAAGUUGGAUAUUAUUAUGCAGCUUGUCAUUACGAACCCUCCAAAUAUGGUAGAGUGCUAAUUGUAACAGAGAGAUGUACCUAUUCUCUUGGUGUUUGUUUUAGUGAUAAUUCUGUGUAAUGGCCAGAUUUGAAUCUCUUCUGGGUUGAUACCAAUUUGUAAAGCACACCAUAAAGCUCUAGCAAAAGGGCAUUUGAAGAAUAGGUGAUGAAAUGAUUCUUCUAAAUUUUCACAGAGAAUACAGGUGGUUUGUCCAUUGGGUAUCCACUUGGCCUGCUUAUCCUUAGUUAAUAUUCCAGCCCAUAGUGCCUUCCAAAGAAAAAAACUUGAUAAUGACAUGGAAUUUUGGUUUUCCAAAUGUGUCCAUUUGAAACUGAUUGCUGAUGAGGAUGGAUGGAUGUUUUGAAAAGUUUGAUAUGCUGAUUUAACAGUAAAAGCACCCGAAUUGAUCUACUUCUAAUCCAUCUCUUGAUUAUGGCAACACCAAUGGCGCCGGCAAAGGUAUGAUACCGGAAGAUCUUUA
Molecule: messenger RNA, 2137 nt
Organism: Nelumbo nucifera (sacred lotus)
Lineage: Eukaryota; Viridiplantae; Streptophyta; Magnoliopsida; Proteales; Nelumbonaceae
Source: RefSeq, a predicted model, not a curated record